CCAAUAUGUUCAGUAAGCUUGGUCUGGUUUAAUGAAUUUGAGGAAACGUUGAUAUUGUUAUAGUAUGAAACUUUAUGGCUUUAAAAUGUGAAUUAUUGUACCUAGAUAAUUGUAUUUUACUGUACAUGUGAUUGUUAGCUAAGAUUGUAUAAUUGCAUAAACAGAGUACAGGAAUGUUUGCCCCACAAAAAUAGGUGUAGUAAACUUUUCAGGCUUCAGAUAUUUAAGCUUUAGAUAUUGCUGGUUAUGAAAGUUUAACUUGUUUAGGUUAUAAGGUUUACUUCAAGGUUAUUUUAUGCAUAUGUUAAAUGUUCAUAAUUUUCUAAUUGAAACUUGUUAUGUGGAGAAACACUUCGUUUUUUUCUUUGGGGGGUGUUGAGCUACUUAGAACUGCCACUAGAGGGGGCAAUUAAGGAGAAAGUAUUUCAGCUAUCAAAGAAUGAAGUAAAUGGUAAAACUUUGCAUAAGGUAGCAAGCAGGAGUUGUUUUUUGUAUUGAAAAAUUAAUAAAUUGAGUAAAGAUGUGUUUUUAGAAUGUAAAUUUGAGUACUUUUGGUAAGAAUCCUAAUAAUAGCUCUGCAGUGGCCAUCGAAUCAGUGUUUCUCCUAGAACGUUUUAUAAUAUGUGAUAUUAAAUUUGCUUAAGAUUAUUUAAUGUGAAGUAAAUUUAGAUCAAGCAUUAGUGACUUUGAAACUUGUGUAGUUCAGCUGAGAGUUUUUUUGGUGUAACACAACUAAUAUGCAGUUUAACAUAUGGUUUAAAUUUGAUGUAAGUUUCUUUUUUCCCCCCCAGAAAACUUUAGAAACUGUUCCUUUGGAGAGGAAAAAGAGAGAAAAGGAACAGUUUCGUAAGCUCUUUAUUGGUGGCUUAAGUUUUGAAACCACAGAAGAAAGUUUGAGGAACUACUACGAGCAAUGGGGAAAACUGACAGACUGUGUGGUUAUGAGGGAUCCUGCAAGCAAAAGAUCGAGAGGAUUUGGUUUUGUAACUUUCUCAUCCAUGGCUGAGGUUGAUGCUGCCAUGGCUGCAAGACCUCAUUCAAUUGAUGGGAGAGUAGUUGAACCAAAACGUGCUGUAGCAAGAGAGGAGUCUGGCAAACCAGGAGCUCACGUGACUGUGAAGAAACUGUUCGUUGGUGGAAUUAAAGAGGAUACUGAGGAGCAUCACCUUAGAGAUUACUUUGAAGAAUAUGGAAAAAUUGAUACCAUUGAAAUAAUUACCGAUAGGCAGUCUGGGAAAAAAAGAGGCUUUGGCUUUGUUACUUUUGAUGACCAUGAUCCUGUGGAUAAAAUUGUGUUGCAAAAAUACCACACCAUUAAUGGUCAUAAUGCAGAAGUAAGAAAGGCUUUGUCUAGACAAGAAAUGCAGGAAGUCCAAAGUUCUAGAAGUGGAAGAGGAGGGAACUUUGGUUUUGGGGAUUCACGUGGUGGCGGUGGGAAUUUUGGACCAGGACCAGGAAGUAACUUUAGAGGAGGCUCUGAUGGAUAUGGAAGUGGACGUGGAUUUGGGGAUGGCUAUAAUGGGUAUGGAGGAGGACCUGGAGGUGGCAAUUUUGGAGGUAGCCCUGGUUAUGGAGGAGGAAGAGGAGGAUACGGUGGUGGAGGACCUGGAUAUGGAAACCAGGGUGGGGGCUACGGAGGUGGUUAUGACAACUAUGGAGGAGGGAAUUACGGAAGUGGAAAUUACAAUGAUUUUGGAAAUUAUAACCAGCAACCUUCUAACUAUGGUCCAAUGAAAAGUGGAAACUUUGGUGGUAGCAGGAACAUGGGGGGACCAUAUGGUGGAGGAAAUUAUGGUCCAGGAGGCAGUGGAGGAAGUGGGGGUUAUGGUGGAAGGAGCCGAUACUGAGCUUCUUCCUAUUUGCCAUGGGCUUCACUGUAUAAAUAGGAGAGGAUGAGAGCCCAGAGGUAACAGAACAGCUUCAGGUUAUCGAAAUAACAAUGUUAAGGAAACUCUUAUCUCAGUCAUGCAUAAAUAUGCAGUGAUAUGGCAGAAGACACCAGAGCAGAUGCAGAGAGCCAUUUUGUGAAUGGAUUGGAUUAUUUAAUAACAUUACCUUACUGUGGAGGAAGGAUUGUAAAAAUGCCUUUGAGACAGUUUCUUAGCUUUUUAAUUGUUGUUUCUUUCUAGUGGUCUUUGUAAGAGUGUAGAAGCAUUCCUUCUUUGAUAAUGUUAAAUUUGUAAGUUUCAGGUGACAUGUGAAACCUUUUUUAAGAUUUUUCUCAAAGUUUUGAAAAGCUAUUAGCCAGGAUCAUGGUGUAAUAAGACAUAACGUUUUUCCUUUAAAAAAUUUAAGUGCGUGUGUAGAGUUAAGAAGCUGUUGUACAUUUAUGAUUUAAUAAAAUAAUUCUAAAGGAAAUUGUGUAAUUAUAGACUUUUUAUUUUAAAUAAGUUAAGGAGUGGGUAGUAUAAUUAAGGUCCAUUGCAAAGCUGUUGUUACAUUUGUGUAAGAUUAAAUGCUGGUCAGAUAUAAGUGUGUUGUCUGCAAUUCAUCAGGGUUAAAUUAUCUAGAUAACUUAAGGGAUAUCUCUGCAAGGAGAAACACCUUUUUAGAUCUUUUAGAUGCUGCUUCUUCAAUGCAAGUAAAGGAAAUAACCCCAGCGAGGUACUCUUCAGGGACACAGGUCUAGUACAAGAAAACUCUUGACGGCUACUAAGUUCAGCCAGUCUUAAAAAACUGUGCUGUUUCUACAAAGCUUUAACUACAGUAGUUUAUAAGGAUGACAACGAAAGCUGAGGGUGUAGAGCAAAGUAGUUCUAAGCUUCAGUUAAACUUCUUUAGGUAAGAUCUUAUUUACUUUUUCUUUCUUAAUUUUCCUCCCUAAAAGAUUAAACUAAUAACUCUUCAAUGGUCUUUCAGUAUAGUGGUUCUUAUCUAGUUUAACAUAGCUACAAAUUUGAGUUUAACAAUUUAUAAACUCAAGAGAAUAUUUUUUAAUAAACCCUGUUUUCCAAAUCUGUCAUUUACUUAAAAUUAUUUUGGUUGUUUUUCCCUUUUUUUUUUCCUUCUUUCCCACCCCUUUGCUCUCCAUGAAGAUUCAGGUGCUUAACAUAUCAUUUUUUUCCCUGCUGGAAUUUUAGCAUUGAUAUGAACCAUGGACAAGUAUAUUCUGCUGCCACAAAGACUGUAAAGUGCUUCAUUUCAACAGCUGAGGCAAGCCAAGUGAUCAUUAAUAAAGCUUUUCUUGGUUCCUUCAGUGGUGUUGGUAGUAAAAUGGAAGGUGUCUUGCUGCAGGUAACUAAUGAAGAAGUGGUCAACCACAGAGUCUUCAAGAAAUAAGAAAUUCUGUACCAUCUGAAAGUAGUUCUUGUUGGUGCCUUCAUUUAAGAAGCACUCUUUUAAGAUUAAAGGGAAAUGUUUAAAACAAAAACUUGAUUUUAGUACAGGUUCUUGAUAACAAAAAAUGAGUGUGUGUAAAGAAGUAACAUCAGCUAGAGAUAAAUGUAUCAUGUUUUAAAUUAGGUUUUGUGAAUAGACAGAUUAAAUUUCUAUUUUAAAUAUAAAAUUUAUAAAAUAAAUACUUUUAUAUGCAAAUACUUGGUGUAAUGCUUACACAUAAAAUGUGUGGAACUUGUUCUAUUAACAUUCAACUGUCUACAAGAUUGCCAUCCCCUAAAAUUUUAAAGCAGUUUUCUCAAAGCUUAUGCGUACUUCACUAUUUUUAAUAUUAAUAGUCAAAUGAGAAAAGCAUUGUGGACAUUACUUACUGUCCUUAAUAAAAUGCUGUUAUUUAUGCACUGUA
Chinchilla lanigera (long-tailed chinchilla) is the source of this 3742-nucleotide messenger RNA. RefSeq names its product heterogeneous nuclear ribonucleoprotein A2/B1 (gene Hnrnpa2b1). The transcript has 12 exons. The coding region runs from base 738 to 1847 and encodes 369 amino acids. The record is from RefSeq and is a predicted model, not a curated record. Gene Ontology annotation, molecular function: RNA binding. NCBI's taxonomy places the organism in Eukaryota, Metazoa, Chordata, Mammalia, Rodentia, Chinchillidae.